Pseudogymnoascus verrucosus is the source of this 978-nucleotide messenger RNA. RefSeq lists its product as uncharacterized. The coding region runs from base 1 to 978 and encodes 325 amino acids. Gene Ontology annotation, molecular function: DNA binding; zinc ion binding. The transcript has 2 exons. The record is from RefSeq and is a predicted model, not a curated record. Gene Ontology annotation, biological process: DNA-templated transcription. NCBI's taxonomy places the organism in Eukaryota, Fungi, Ascomycota, Leotiomycetes, Thelebolales, Thelebolaceae.
AUGCAACUAGAGCUGCUGAAAGCAUACGCCGACUUCGUCUACAACCAGAUGCCUGUACUUGACUUGGAAGAAUUAUUGUUGAUGGUGAAAUAUAUGGACGACAAGCUGGACGAACAGAGAAUUGAUAGUUUUGCGUUCGAAAAUUCGGGCAAGAAACAGAUCAGCUUCUUGUUGUUCCAGGCAGUUUUGUAUGCUGGACUUGGUUAUUUGAGCACAAAAGCUUUGACGGAAGCGGGAUUUCAAAGUCGCUCCUCCGCCCAGAAAAUAUUCUUCAACCGAGUAUCACUUCUCUAUUCUUUCAACACCUGCGACGACCGACUAUCUGUGAUCCAAUCGCUGCUUCUUAUGACCCUCUGCUCCUCUACUACCGAAGCACGGCACUGGUUAAGUCUCGCCACAUCAUUCUCAAAGAGUCUAGGACUAAAUUGCGAUGUCUCCUCAUCAAGCCUACCAUUGCGAAAGAAACAUCUUCGCCGCAGGAUUUGGUGGACAGCCUUCCUCCGAGACCGCAUCUUGGCUUUAGGGUUGAGUGGCGACUCUUGCAGAAGUUUCAUAAUCAAUAUAGAUGACUGUCGCAUUGACCUGCUAAGCCUAGAGGACUUUGACCUGGAUGAAAACGUAUUAAACCCCGAGACCAUUAGCGCUGUCAGAAUGAGGACCGAUGCCGUACUAUGCGUAGAGAGGCUUCUGCUUUGCUGGCAUAGUAACGACCAUCCUGCGUCGAGCUUUUCGUCAAGGGACACACGACUCACAAUGGUAUCGCAACCUAUUUUCUGUUCUUCACUCGAUGAAUGGCAGUUCCCGCGACGAGAACAUCCAACUACCACUACAACAUCAACACCUGAAUCUAUUACGGAUAUUUCCACGCCAGACUUCGACGAGGUUAUAGAUAUCAAAACUCAGUCUAGUUCUGGAUCCGAUGUAGACAGAGAGUACGUCGAUUUCAUUGAAUAUUUACAAGAAGAAUUAGUUAAGUAG